Molecule: messenger RNA, 3897 nt
Organism: Necator americanus (New World hookworm)
Lineage: Eukaryota; Metazoa; Nematoda; Chromadorea; Rhabditida; Ancylostomatidae
Exons: 1
Coding region: 1-3897 (1298 amino acids)
Source: RefSeq, a predicted model, not a curated record
AUGAACCUAAGAGCAUUUGUCACGAACCACAUGGACAUCAUGGAUGCAAUAUCCACAAAGGAUCGCUCCUCCAAUCUGUGCCCUAAGGUACUUGGAAUCUAUGGGGAUUCUAUAGCCGACAACUUCUUAUUAUUGAUUAACCUGCCUACGAUAGAAUUUGUUAGCAAAAGAACCGUUGCUCAACAAAUUGCUUCCAUCUAUGACCCACUAGGAUGGUUCAUACCACUCCUGGUCAAAGCAAAACGUUUCCAACAACUUUUGUGGAAGGAGCAAUAUGAUUGGGACGAACCACUGAAUGAAGAAUAUAGACGUCAGUGGAACCUCAUUAUAACAAAAAUAUCCAACUCCCACAAAAGGGUGCCACGGAAAGUCACACUCGACAACUCCGCACCUUAUACACUGGUAACCUAUUUCGACGCUAGUGGAAUUGCUAUGACAGCAUGUACCUAUCUCAUUAGCCAAAGGGAAUCCAGCUUUCUUAUGGCUGAGUCUAAGAUUACGGACAGUAAUCGACCAACCACCGUACCGAAACUCGAAAUAAAUGCCAUAACCAUUGGAGCACGACUUACUCUCAAUACUUUCCUAAGCUUAAAAUCCUCAAUAAGCAUAAACAACGUCAUUUUUCUAACCGACUCGGAAAUCGUCUUAAAUUGGCUGAGAGGUUCUCUUGAUCAUUCUAAAACAAGACUUUACGUCAAAAAUCGUAUACGCGAGAUUCGCGACAUCGUACAGUCACUAGAACGUAUGGAAGUCGGAGUGAAAUUUGGCUACAUCGACACGAAAUGGAAUCCUGCCGACAUUGGAACACGGGGAGCUUCCAAUCAUGAAUUCGUGUCUCAUGUGUGGUGGGAUGGUUAUUCUCUUGAGAAAAUUCUCAAUUACGGGUUUACAUCCACUCUCUUUUCCCUUGUUAAAGAUCCGGAAUUACAAAAUGACGAUGAUGAUGAUGAAAAUGAUAUUCUACUGAAUGCAGAAGCGAAUGUUAUAAAAACACAUGCAACGACUGACAAAGUCGAAGAAAUUCUUGAUCUGACAAGGUAUAAUACUAAAACCAAGCCGCUGAGGAUCUUAGCCUACGUGAUAAAAUUUCUGAGAAGCAUUACAACUCGUCUAAAAAGCCCGUUGCAGGAAAGGCUCCGAGAUUCUUUACCCUACCUAGUUCGACAAGCAGAGGAUCAAGAGCUCACGGCUACCGACAUAUUCGAAGCGCAUAGCAUACUCAUAAGAAAUCACCAGCAGGUACACCUCAAUUCUCACUACAAAAAACAGUUGUCAAAAAACCUAAACCUGAACGAGGAGGAAAACCACGUGUUCAGAGCAUACGGACGUCUUAAUAAAUCCAAUUUAAACAUUAUGGCAAAAAAUCCCAUCCUUAUCAUUUCGAAUACGGAGCUGUGUCGUCUUAUUAUCCUCGAAGCGCAUAGACCGUAUCACAACAGUACAGGACAUACAAUAGCAGAAGUUCGACAACAGUACUGGAUUCCACGGCUCCGAGAACAAGUGAAGAAAUGCAUGCGGUCUUGUGUUCCUUGUCAAAAGAUGGAUAAUCUGCCAUAUAGAUAUCCAGAAAUGGCCGAUCUUCCAUCAAGGAGAGUAACAAGAACACGCCCGUUUGAAAACAUAGGACCCGACUACUUCGGCCCUAUAACCGUCCAUGAUGAUCAUAAGGAACGUACAAACGUUUAUGGAUGUAUAUUCACAUGUUGUGUAACUAGCCUCAUUCAUCUGAAGAUCGUAUCAAAAUUACCCACACCCAAACUAUGCCAUAGAAUGCAAAGAACAAGGGUUAUACCUUCAUGCCCACAGGCAGAAGAAUAUGAAUUAUGCGUUAACAAUUACUGCAUAAGGGAGAAGACACCUCCACUACAUAAACUCUUACGCUUGCCACCAGAAGAAGUACUUCACGACUUUGAAGUAAACUGGAAAAUACGCAUAGGAGAUAGUUAUACUACAGUUGAAACGGCUUGUUCAGCACUACCUUUUUGCUCUGCAAUAGACUGUACUAUGUGUGCCGCCAAUAUUUUAAACCCCGAAUGUUGGCCUCUGGCGGCAAUUGCAGGACUAGAUAUAAUAAUAUACCUUUUCACUGCCAUCUGCUACACCCUCUGUUACAUACCAGUUACAGUUGGCCGACCAUUCCGCAUCAUCAUUGCGGGAAUAGGCAAAGUGCUUGACUUAGUGGCACUCUUUAUAUGGUGUUGCUGCCAGCGGAUUACUCUCUGGGUUCUGCAUAGAGGAAAACAGCAACAUCGUAACCGAAUUCUGCAAGCAUUAGCCAUAUGCAGCUUAUUGCAAGGAGCUGUAGCAUACCAAGAGGUGAACAUUUUUCAACAUCACCUGAGAAAUUGUCGAACCACAACAGGAAAAAGCACUUGUAAAGUAGAAGUGGCCUCAGUGGUAAAGAUGAACCCCUUCAAAAAGGACGUGUGCAUAAGUUUCCAGAGAAACAACUCCAUCGUACUAAGGACGCGUCUUCGGUGGGAAGGACUGAGACUAAUCUGCGACCGCAUACCGGUAACAUACACACGGAAUGUGGUGCAAAAAAUAAUCGACAGUAAGAGAUGCCCACACAUGGGAUCAUGUACCGGAAACAAAUGUGCUGACAUCAACACGACGAGCAUAGUGCCUGAGUUGGCUAUCGGCAACUCCUUUCCUGGAAUUACUGGCUGCAUGGAAUCAUGCGAUGGCCCAGGAUGCGACUGUUUCUAUCUCAGUUCCGGGUGUUUGUUCUAUAGGAUAUACGCAGUACCAACAGAUGAUAACGUCUACGAACUCUUCAAGUGCAUACGCUGGAAAGAAGAAAUGAAACUCCGUCUCGAGAUCAGCAAAGGCUCUACACUUCGCAUAUACGUACUCGGACUCCACCCGAACAUUCCUAAUCAAAUCCAAAGCAUGGAUGUAACAUUAAGCGUACUCGCAACUCCACCAUUACCGGCCUUGGAACAAGUUUUCAUUGCCUCGACAAACCAAACAGCGAUAUGGGAUAAAAAGACAUAUCCACUACUUAGCUGUCCUACACGCAAACAUGCAAUUACAUUACAAUGUCAUUUAAGAGAUGAUUGUGAUUGCGUAGCUGCUGAGUCUCAAGUAAGGUGCAUAUGUAACGAAGAUAGGGUCGGAACAAAUUUCUUCGACAUCACCAAAGUACUCCCAAUUACACAUCAACAAGUACGAUUUACGCCACAUCCACUACAUGGAGUCAUCGCAAGAGCAGAUGAGGAUAUAUCGACCAAGAUCAUCUUGAUUUUGAAAGAAAGUAUCGACAAUUCCAUCAGAGAAGUCAGAGAUGACUUCUGUACCGUUGAAAACACUUACCUCAACGGAUGUUAUCAGUGCAGUAAAGGAGCAACUGCUACUGUAACAUGUAAAUCUACAUUCAACAACAUAUCCGCUGAAGUUGAAUGUGGACAGGACGGCUUUACAAUUCCCUGUUCGCCUUCGGGCACUUCAUCUAAAAUUGGAUUCCUAUUCCAGUCCGCUCGAAUCCAAAUUCAAUGUUCCUUGAAAUGCGGAACAAAAACGUCGACUUUCGAGUUAACAGGAAUCUUGAAGUACCCAUAUAAUUUCCAAGGAAGUUUCAUGCAUUAUAUCCAAUCUGACCACAACCGAACCUCUGACUUCCAGUGGCCUGACCUCAAUCACAUCUUGGACAUUUAUCUGCAAUGGUACAAGUAUCUACUCAUUACCAUGAUUUCAGUUGCGGGAGCUCUUCUUAUGAGCUAUCUAUACCUACCAAAGGUGUGUACAAAAGCGACAAUGAUAUGCAUCAAAACCAUCUUCAAAAUCAUUAAAUAUGGAUGGAACAUACUCCUGUGCAUAUUCUCAGUAUUCCUGAUGCAACUUAUAAUUCCAUUUCGCAAAGGAAAGAAGGAUAAGAACAACGAAAAGCUUCUCUAA